Molecule: messenger RNA, 2328 nt
Organism: Eublepharis macularius
Lineage: Eukaryota; Metazoa; Chordata; Lepidosauria; Squamata; Eublepharidae
Gene: LNPK
Product: lunapark, ER junction formation factor
Exons: 13
Coding region: 234-1505 (423 amino acids)
Biological process (GO): endoplasmic reticulum tubular network organization
Cellular component (GO): endoplasmic reticulum tubular network
Source: RefSeq, a predicted model, not a curated record
CAAGAUGGUCGCUCUGCUUUUUUUGCCAGCUUCCUCACGCUAUUCCUGGGCUUGAGGGACGCGAAGGAAGUGGAACGGAGGAGGUUGGGAGAGCCUAGGAGCCGUCCUCGCCCCUCCGACCCCAAACAGCCGAGGAAAGCCAGAAACGGAGCCUCCAGGGAGGCGGGGAAGCUGUGAAUGCCAUUACAAGAUUGUUACAAUUUACCAACACAUCCUGUCUUCACAAUAUAGAAAUGGGUGGAAUCCUUUCUCGGUGGCGGCAGGCAAAGCCUUCCACAAUAGAAGUCUUGGAAAAAAUUGAUAAGGAUAUUCAGGCACUUGAAGAGUUUAGAGAGAAAAAUCAGAGGCAGCAGAAACUAUGGGUUGGACGGCUUCUUCUCUAUUCAUCCAUUCUUUAUCUUAUUACCUGUCUAAUUAUCUAUUUUUGGUAUCUUCCUGAUGACUGGACAUCGAGGUUCAUCAUGACGCUUCCACUUUUUGCAUUUCCACUUAUAGUCUGGUCUACAAGAACUCUCCUCAUUUUCUUCUUUUCUAAAAGAACAGAAAGAAACAAUGAAGCUUUAGAAGAUCUGAAGUCCCAAAAGAAAAAAAUACUUGAAGAAGUAAUGGAAAAAGAAACUUACAAGGCUGCUAAAUUAAUCCUUGAAAGGUUUGAUCCAGAAGCCAAGAAGGCAAAGGAUGUUGAACCACCAUCUGCUGGAGCAUCUGCAGUUCCAAGACCUGGCCAAGAACUUCGGCAUCGGACCCCAGUGCGAGGGAAUGUGCCCUCCCCUCUCCCAGCUGCACCAAAACAGGGUUCUCCAAAAAUGAUGGGUCCAGUGCCGUCGCCUUCUGACUUGCCGAGAGAAACUUCGGCUCCUGGCGGACCUCCGGAGAGAACUCUUGCAUCAGCUUCACCACCAAACGUGUUACCAAGACAUCCUGGGACCCGUGCUACUUCAAUGCCUGGAAUGGGUCUUCAUCCUCCGGGCCCUCCGUUGGCAAGGCCUAUUCUUCCUCGAGAGAGAGGAGCAUUGGAUAGAAUCGUUGAAUAUCUAGUUGGAGAUGGUCCACAAAACAGGUAUGCGCUUAUAUGCCAACAAUGUUUCUCACAUAAUGGAAUGGCUUUGAAAGAGGAGUUUGAAUAUAUUGCGUUCAGAUGUGCCUACUGCUUUUUCCUGAAUCCUGCGAGGAAAACGAGGCCGCAAGCUCCGCGACUCAUCGACUUCAGUCCUGAAAGAAAGCCGCCUACCGAGUUGCAGAAAACUACCGAGUCAUUGGAGUCUGGGGAGGAAAAGCUUCAAGAGAGCCAAAUGGUUGAAGAACCUUUAGAAGAUGCUCCCCCAGUUUCUGAGACCGACCAGGGAAAUGACAAAGCAUUGAGUACUGAAGAGCACAUUGACGAGGUGGAGGAGGGGGGAGCUGAGCAGAAGCAGUCGGCAAGCGAAGCAAAAUCUGUGGUUACACACACCGAGUCUGUUGUUCCAGCUGACCAAAGAGAAGAACUUCUGGCAGAUGCCGAAUAAGUGCCUAAUCAUUUUCGCUCUAUUUCUUUCAGUUGUUACUUUUCAGGGGGGUUGCUUGAUUGUGUUUUCACUCUCACCAGCGCAGAGUGCCACUCCCACAAUAUGCUAAAGCGAUGUCUACUACGAGGUAUUGUGCUGCAAGGGUGUGUGAAUGUGUGCGUUUGGUAAGCAAAAGCUCUUCAGAAUGCCCGUGUCAGCUGAAGUCUCUAACCUAGGUACAGAUAGCCUUACGUUUUGUUUUGCGUACUAAGAAAAAUAUACACUUGCUUAAAGGAGUAUUUUCUGUCUGAGUGAUCUAAAAUAUAGUAUUAUUUGGUCAUUGAACAAAGACUGUAAAUGACUUAACAUUGCAAUCCUAUGCAGAAUUGCUCCAGUCUAAGCAAGCUGAAAUUAGUGGGUUUAGACUGGAGUCGUUUGGCAUAGGAUUGCACGAUAUAAAAAGAUGUGUAAUACUAGAACAUUUUGUAAUGUUUAGCUAUUGAAAUGAACUCAAAAUUUUAAAUACUUGGAUGUUUACAGGAGAAAUGGUGCUUAGGUAUUUACCAUAAGCAAUACAAAGGUGUCGUUACAGUUGUCACUCCUAAUGCUUUGGGAAGAAUGCAGUUAAAGGAGCAAACCAAGGUACAGACCCUGGUCUAUAUACGUUGCAGAAUGGGUAAAGGCAUGUGAAAUAGAAGACUAGUUUGUGUUUACAUGAGACGUAGGAAUCUCUGCACUUGAUUGUACUUGAAUACUGAGCAUUAUUUAUACCUGUACAAUAAUGACAACAUAAGUGAAUUUUGUGUAUUUUGUUAAAGAAAAAUAAAGACUAUGUAGCAUUAAA